CUGAGCCCUGGGAUCCGUGGCUGUGAGAGGCCUGUAACGCCGGUGAACUGAGUUCCCUAUCCCCGAGUCAGCGCUUAGACAUGCCGGCCAGAAAUCCACGCAAAGCCGCCUGCCCGUGUCCUCCCUCCCGGGGCGAUAACAGCGGCAGCCGGGAGGAACUGGAGCCUGCAGACAGCGGCGAGGACACCGGCAUCAGCAAGUCCCCAAGUGACCCCAAGAAGUACCGGUUUAUCGAACUUGAGAAUGGUCUGCGGGCUCUCCUUAUUUCUGAUCUGGCUUCUGCGGGUCAGGGCCACCCUGAGUCCUCAGAUGAAGAGGCUGAUGAUGAUGAUGAUGAUGACGAAGAUGAUGAUGAUGAAGAAGACUGGGACUCGGAGGAUGAAAGUGAAGAAGAUGAUGACGAGGACGAUGAAGAUGACGAUGAAAAUGCAGAGGAGGAGACAGACAGUUUACACCCCAGCAACAAGAAAAGCUGCACAGAGAAGCUGUCCGCGGCUGCCCUGUGCAUCGGGAUAGGAAGUUUCAGCGAUCCUGAGGACCUCCCGGGAUUAGCGCACUUCUUGGAGCACAUGGUGUUUAUGGGGAGUGAGAAAUACCCCGACGAGAAUGGCUUUGAUGCUUUCCUCAAGAAACAUGGCGGCAGCGACAAUGCUUCCACAGACUGUGAGCGCACCAUAUUCCAGUUUGAUGUACAACGGAAGCAUUUCAAGGAGGCUUUGGACAGGUGGGCGCAGUUCUUUAUCUCGCCGCUGAUGGUCGGCGAUGCUGUUGACAGAGAGGUGGAAGCCGUGGACAGCGAGUUUCAGCUUGCCAGGCCGUCUGAUUCUAAUCGCAAAGAGAUGUUGUUUGGAAGUCUGGCUAAGCCUGGACACCCUAUGAGCAAGUUUUUUUGGGGGAAUGCCCAAACUCUGAAGCAUGAUCCCAAGGACAAGAAUAUAGACACCCAUGUCCGACUGCGAGAGUUCUACAGAAUGUACUACUCUGCCCAUUACAUGACCCUCGCGGUCCAGUCUAGAGAAACUCUGGAUACGUUGGAGGAGUGGGUGAGGGAGAUUUUCUCCAAGGUCCCAAAUAAUGAUUUGCAAAAACCUGAUUUUAGCCACCUUCGUGAACCCUUCGAUACUCCCGGAUUUAAUGCUCUGUACAGAGUGAUACCUAUUAAGAAGGUCCAUGCUUUGACUAUAACCUGGGCUCUCCCACCUCAAGAGAAGUUUUACAAGGUGAAGCCACUUCAUUACAUCUCGUGGUUAAUAGGACACGAGGGUAAAGGCAGCAUCCUCUCCCUUCUGCGUAAGAAGUGUUGGGCUCUGGCACUGUUUGGGGGUAACAGCGAGACCGGUUUUGAACAGAACACAACAUACUCAGUUUUCAGCAUUUCCAUCACUUUAACCGAUGCGGGAUAUGAGCAUUUCUAUGAGGUCACGCACAUUGUCUUCCAGUAUUUAAAAAUGUUACAGCAGCAGGGACCGCAAGAAAGGAUCUUCCGUGAAAUUCAGAAAAUUGAAGCUAAUGAGUUUCAAUAUCAGGAGCAGACGGACCCUAUUGAGAACGUGGAGAAUAUCUGUGAAAAUAUGCAACUGUUUCCAAAGGAAGACUUUCUGACUGGAGAUCAGCUGCUCUUCGAAUACGUCCCUGACGUCAUCUCGGAGGCCUUGAAUGAUCUUACUCCUCAGAAGGCAAAUCUUCUUUUGCUCUCUCCUGCCAAUGAAGGAAAGUGUGACCAGAAGGAGAAAUGGUUCGGUACCCAGUACAGCGCAGACGAUAUCGAGCCAAAGUGGAAAGAGCUCUGGGCCACCGACUUUGCUUUGAACUCAGACCUGCAUCUCCCGGCAGAAAACAAGUUCAUUGCCACUGACUUUACGCUGAAGACCUCGGACUGUCCAGACACAGAAUAUCCAGAAAAAAUAGUGGACACCAAGCAGGGCUGCCUAUGGUAUAGGAAAGACGAUAAAUUCAAGAUUCCAAAGGCUUACAUUCGAUUCCACCUGAUCUCCCCCAUCAUCCAGCAGUCGCCUGAAAACCUGGUUCUGUUUGACAUCUUUGUCAAUAUCCUGGCUCACACGUUGGCUGAGCCGGCUUACGAGGCAGACGUGGCUCAGCUGGAAUACAAGCUGGUUGCAGGAGAACACGGACUAGUCAUUAAAGUGAAAGGGUUCAACCAUAAACUACCUCUUCUCUUCGAGCUCAUCAUUGACCACCUGGCCGAGUUCACUGCCUCUCCUGAUGUGUUUGGGAUGAUCACAGAACAGCUGAAGAAAACCUACUUCAACAUUCUCAUCAGACCAGAAAAACUGGGGAAGGACGUGCGUCUUCUGAUCCUAGAACAUAAACGUUGGUCCAUGAUUGAAAAGUACCAGUCUCUGCUCCAGGGAGUGAGCUUGGACAGUCUGCUGUCCUUCGUCAGUCAGUUCAAGUCUCGCCUCUACGUGGAGGGAUUGGUACAGGGAAACUUCACCAGCAAGGAGUCUGCCAACUUCCUCCACUAUGUCACCAGAAAGCUUCAGUUCCAGCCGCUGGAGGUGCCUGUCCCGGUGCAGUUCCAGGUGGUUGAAUUACCGAGCGCUCAUCACCUCUGCAAAGUAAAGGCUCUCAACAAAGAAGAUGCCAAUUCUGAAGUUACUGUUUAUUACCAGUCCGGAGCAAAGAAUUUACGCGACUACACAUUAAUGGAGCUGCUGGUUAUGCACAUGGAAGAGCCGUGCUUCGAUUUCCUGAGGACCAAGCAAACUCUGGGGUAUCAUGUGUACCCAGUCUGUAGAAACACAUCUGGGAUUUUGGGGUUUUCUGUCACUGUCGAAACCCAAGCAACUAAAUUCAACUCGGAUGUAGUAGACCAGAAGAUAGAGGAAUUUCUUACCUGUUUUGGUGAAAAAAUUGCCAGUUUGACAGACGAAGCCUUUAAAACACAGGUCAAAGCUUUAAUAAAACUGAAGGAAUGUGAAGAUACUCACCUGGGAGAAGAAGUGGACAGAAACUGGAAUGAGGUCCUCACCCAGCAGUAUCUCUUCGACCGUUUGGAACAUGAGAUUGACGCCCUGAAGACCUUCAGUAAAACAGACAUGGUUACCUGGUUCCAGGAUCACCGAGGCUGUGACAGGAGGGUUCUCAGCGUCCAUGUGGUUGGAUUUGGGCAGAAAGAGCCGGAUAAUGUGACGCCACCACCUUUGCCAGGAGCUCCAGACUCUAACAGCGGUAUCGGUGGUCUGACUUUCCUGCCCCCAUCACCCCUCAUGGAAAACUGUGUUCAGGUUAAAGACAUCCGAGGCUUCACCUCCACCUUGAAACUUCUCCCAUACCACAAAAUAAUUGAAUGAAUUAGCUGCACACGGGCCGCUAGGGGGACAGGCACUGCAGUUAAUACAUACUUACGGUCCUGUGCCCUGUCUAAGGACUUUUAGUUUGUUUGGGUGGGUGCUUUUUAAACAGACUGUUUUUGCCUUCGUAAAGUCAUUACUUCCAUUAAAAAAACAACCAAAAAAGUGGAAAACUUUCUAAAAGCAAACAGGACUUUUACCAUAUGGUUUGCUGGUGGAGCAGUAAAAGGCUCUUCAUGAGCGGAUUACAAUUUUAAAGGGCUUCACACCUAAAUAUCAAAUAUUAUGGUUGGCACUGUUUUUAUGUCUUGCAUUUUAUUUAAUAGGAUCUUGUUAACCUAUACAGACUUUUUAAAAUAUAGUUACAUAAAUAUUGCUGCAAAUGAAGGCUGAUAUUCUAUUUGGGAUGCCGUGGACUGCCGACGCUGCUUCUUUUUGGGUUACGGUAGAAAAACUACAUCCCAAAUCUAUUUGAUUGUGUGCGUCGGCUGCUAUUUAUUUCUAUAAUAAUGGCUAAGAGUAUAUCUGAACCUAACUCUAAAGACGGAUACAUUGUGACAUUUGGAUUCUCUUAACACGCAUGCUGUGCCACCGGUAAUGAUAAAAUCCUGAUUAUGUGAAGUGUUAAGAGCUCUUUUAUGUAUCGAUACAAUCCCCUACUUUUAUUUGAAACGAUACAUACUGUGUAGUCUGUGUUUUUCCACUGAUUUCAGUUCGCCGGGAGAGCCCAUGUUGAGUAAUUGGGAAGUGUGUAUUGAGGUCUGAUAUCGUAAAGGACUCUGGCAAGUUUCAUUCCCGCAAUUGCCCUGAUGAACUCAUUCAACGAAUUGGUGGUGAGAUUAGAACAUUACUUGUAUUUCAAUUUUAGAGCAGCAUCCCGCAAGCUUUUCUUUCAACUGGAAAAGUAUAUUUUUCUAUGCAAAAUAAUUAAUUUCCCCUGAAAUACAAAGUUGGUGGUACAUGGAACAUAAGUGAUCUGGAACACAAAAGUUUAACAGCUACACAAAGAACCAUGAAUAUAUAUAGUAUGACAUGCAAUAAAGAAUUUUCUUUCA
This is a messenger RNA of Spea bombifrons (plains spadefoot toad), 4369 nucleotides long. It is a transcript of the gene NRDC, whose product is annotated as nardilysin convertase. The record is from RefSeq and is a predicted model, not a curated record. Gene Ontology annotation, molecular function: metal ion binding; metalloendopeptidase activity. NCBI's taxonomy places the organism in Eukaryota, Metazoa, Chordata, Amphibia, Anura, Pelobatidae. The transcript has 31 exons. Gene Ontology annotation, biological process: proteolysis. The coding region runs from base 81 to 3314 and encodes 1077 amino acids.